AUGCGCUCAUUUAUAAAAUCUCAUCGAAAGGCCAAUUCCUUGGAUGAGAGCCCCCUAAAAACGAGUACUUCGAGUGGUGAUCUUCUCUAUUCACAAACGUCUUCGGUGGAUCCACUAGUACUUGUACCCACAACGCCAUCACAUACAUCAAAUAAUGGCAAUGGAGUCAAAUACUCCCCAGGCUUUGAGCCAUUUCAUCGACUAGCCAAUAAAAAGAUGUUCACGUCUAAGUUGUUCAAAAAGAGCUCAGCGACUAAUUUGAAUGCACAAAUGAAUAUUCAUUCCUCUAGUCCCAAAGAGUCUUCAAGUGCACCCGGGACGCCUCAAGUGAAGAGAUGGGAGGGAAAAAGUGAACACUCGAGCUCAAACGAAGACGUCUCGAAGUUUCCUGCGAUUAAGGGCACUGUUACUCAUUCGUGGGGAGACCAGUCAAAAAAUACACAGACAGUUAUAAGGUUGAACAAUCCGUCCACAUCAAGUUCAGAUGGGUCUGAUCUUGAGCCAGCCGUGAGGAUCUCGAGCUUGCGAAAAGGAUCUGUUAUGUCUUACUCCACCACAUAUUCCAAUGAGAAUACGCACAAUACAACACGAGGGACAGAUGAUACACAGCACCGAGAUAAGCACAUUUACAAUGAGCUUUCAAAAGUGAAGAGCAAAAACAGGCAGGUGAGAAUACAUUCGCAUGAUGAUAUUUUGCAUCUAGAAAAGAGCUCAGCAGUGAGUCUUCAACUAUUGGCUUCCACCUCCAAGACGCCAAUUUUACACAAAGAACUAUCGGAACAAGAAGACUCUCAGAAUUCAGUCUCAUCAGAAGAGGAUGAAAACACACAUUUGAAUGGUCUCACUGGUGGACUUUCUACCAACGAAAAGUCUUAUGAAAUAAGAAAGGACUCUGGUAAAGACUAUCUUGGUACAACACGUCAUACACAAGGAACAUCGCGUUCAAAAAGAAGUGAUAGCGAACGCGAUAGUACAUCAGAAAAUUUGACACCCUUCGAUGAGAACGAUUAUGACGACGAUGACGACGAUGCUUCUAGAUUUUCCUUCGAGAUAAACGGUAUAAAUGGGAGGACAUCAUCCAUCAAAUAUUACUCAAAACCAGAUCCGGUGGAGUCUGUGUAUAUUGAUGACAUGUACGAAGAUGAGAAUUUCGAUGAGGAUAUGAACUUCUAUGAGGAUAGUUUUGAUGAUAUGGAAUUUCCCUCCAACAAUAUCAACGCUAAUCUCUCCCCCAAUACGCUACCUCCAUCUAAUAAUUUAAGAGCGUCAGCAUUAUCCACAAAUGCCUUAAAGCCGAAAAAAACAUAUAAUGAUUUACUGGCAUUGUCUGAUGAUGAAACAGAUGAUGAUGAAGAGGAAGUAGGUGACGUUGAUGGUACUGAUCAUUCUGCUCUCUCUGAUAAGAAUAUAGAGAGAGCAGGUGAUCACACGUCAUCUAAUCAGCAAUCAAAUUUCGAUCCCGAAAAUUUUGAAGAGACUCGAGCGGAAUUGAAGAAUCUCUCAAAUAGACCGUUGGUAGCAUCAUCUCUUCUGCACGGUUUCAGUCCAGGACCCAGUAGCGCGAGAUUUUCAUCAAGCGUAAGGAAUGGAGAAGUAAAAGAAAAAACGACAGCUAACAUUAAAUCAUUUUCCGAUAUCUUCAAUUUGGAUGAUGGCGAUGAUGAUAGUGAAAAUGAUGGGAUACCCGGGGAAAUUUCAAGGAGCGACUACAGCUCCGAUGACGAAGAAAUUGAGUCAAGUCGGCCUACGAUAUAUCUGAAUGACAAUUAUGCUGAUUUUAAGGAUAACGCGAAGUCCAGCUCGGCUGCGAACGAUAGCGAAUCCAGAACUCUACCAAAAACGCCUGUUCGUAUUCUUGUCUCAUCUCCAGCGGAAGGCGCGAACAUCAAAAAUAGCAACGUGACACUAGAUCCACAUCUCAAUAUUAAUUGCAGCGGACAAUGCCUGCCGCGGCCUGCUAGGUCUCAAUUACUUAAAUUCCAUGACUUGAGCAGCAAUUUAGACUCUGAGAUUCCUGGAUUCAUGAGUAACCUCUACUUUAUCGACGAAAGUGAAGAAGACAAAUAUAAUGAAAAACAAAAAAUUCCUGAUGAUGACUAUAUUGAUGAAAUCAAUACCGUUCCUGAGGAUUUUGAUUUCUCAGACUCCGAUCAGGAAAUAAAUAUGUUCAAGUCACCCCUUCGUAAAGGAUCAUUCAGAAGCACACAUAGUUAUUCUGAUCAGCCUACUGGAGUUGCCAAAGAAAGCACUCCAACGAGAAACAAGCUAGAAAUAAAAAAUAAAACUGUAACAUUCUUCGAUCAUGCAUGGGAUCGGUCACCGACUGAAAAGCAGAGACCGCUGCAUAAUACAAUCAUGGACUCUUCAUUAGAAAACGACAAUUACGUUAUAUCGCCAAAUGGGACAGGCGACAACAAAAAUAAUCCUGUAACUCCUACAAAUUCUUUCAACAAGCCAGUUCCAGAAUAUUUGAAUGAAUAUUCUCUAAGCCCCAUUCAGGAGAGCUCCACUUCGGUAGAUAACUCUCCUGUCAGGCUGCGCUAA
Molecule: messenger RNA, 2544 nt
Organism: Zygotorulaspora mrakii
Lineage: Eukaryota; Fungi; Ascomycota; Saccharomycetes; Saccharomycetales; Saccharomycetaceae
Gene: ZRG8
Product: Zrg8p
Exons: 1
Coding region: 1-2544 (847 amino acids)
Source: RefSeq, a predicted model, not a curated record